This is a messenger RNA of Marmota flaviventris (yellow-bellied marmot), 2240 nucleotides long. RefSeq names its product acyl-CoA dehydrogenase very long chain (gene Acadvl). Lineage: Eukaryota; Metazoa; Chordata; Mammalia; Rodentia; Sciuridae. The record is from RefSeq and is a predicted model, not a curated record. Gene Ontology annotation, molecular function: very-long-chain fatty acyl-CoA dehydrogenase activity; flavin adenine dinucleotide binding; fatty-acyl-CoA binding.
GCAUUGUGGAGGAUGAGUCAGGGACCGGGCACCCAGACUUGGGCAGGCGGGACAAGAGACCGAGGUCACCGCUCCAAACAGUGGCGGCCGGAGCGGAUUGGACAUGCAGACGUCUCGGAUGACUCCGAGCAUAGGGCGGCAGCUGCUGAGGUUGGGGAGUCGAAGCUUGCGGCCCAGUGUACUCCAGGGAACGCCCCGGCCUAGCACUGCUCAGCGACCCUAUGCCAGUGGAGCCGCCCAGGCUGUUCUGGACAAGUCAGAUUCCCUAUCCUCUGAUGCUUCCACUAGGGAAAAACAGACCAAGGCGGAAUCUAAGUCCUUUGCUGUGGGGAUGUUCAAAGGCCAGCUCACCACUGAUCAGGUGUUCCCAUACCCAUCCGUACUCAAUGAAGAGCAGACACAGUUUCUCAAAGAGCUGGUAGGGCCUGUGGCCCGUUUCUUCGAGGAGGUGAAUGAUCCUGCGAAGAAUGAUACUCUAGAGAGGGUGGAGGAAACUACUUUGCAGGGUCUCAAGGAGUUGGGGGCCUUUGGUCUGCAAGUGCCCAGUGAGCUGGGUGGUGUGGGCCUCUGCAACACCCAGUACGCUCGUUUGGCAGAGAUCGUGGGCAUGCAUGACCUUGGUGUGGGUGUUACCCUGGGGGCUCAUCAGAGCAUCGGUUUCAAAGGCAUCCUACUCUUUGGCACAAAGGCUCAGAAAGAAAAAUACCUCCCUAAAGUGGCAUCUGGGGAGACUUUGGCUGCUUUCUGUCUAACGGAGCCCUCAAGUGGAUCAGAUGCAGCUUCCAUCCGAAGCUCUGCUGUCCCCAGCCCCUGUGGAAAAUAUUAUACCCUAAAUGGAAGCAAGAUUUGGAUCAGUAAUGGGGGCCUGGCAGAUAUUUUCACAGUUUUUGCCAAGACACCAGUUACAGAUGCAGCCACAGGGGCUGUAAAGGAGAAGAUCACAGCUUUUGUGGUGGAGAGGAGCUUUGGAGGUGUAACCCAUGGACCCCCUGAAAAGAAGAUGGGCAUCAAAGCCUCAAACACAGCAGAGGUGUACUUUGAUGGAGUACAGGUGCCAUCGGAAAAUGUUCUGGGGGAGGUAGGGGGAGGCUUCAAGGUUGCUGUGCAUAUCCUCAACAAUGGAAGGUUUGGCAUGGCUGCAACCCUUGCAGGCACCAUGAAAGCCAUCAUUUCGAAGGCGGUGGAUCAUGCUGCUAAUCGUACCCAGUUUGGGGACAAAAUUCACAACUUUGGGCUGAUCCAGGAGAAGCUGGCCCGAAUGGCUAUGCUGCAGUAUGUGACUGAGUCCAUGGCUUACAUGCUGAGUGCCAACAUGGACCAGGGAUCCACAGACUUCCAGAUAGAGGCUGCCAUCAGCAAAAUCUUUGGCUCGGAAGCAGCCUGGAAAGUGACAGAUGAAUGCAUCCAAAUCAUGGGUGGCAUGGGCUUCAUGAAGGAGCCCGGGGUAGAGCGAGUGCUCCGAGAUAUUCGCAUCUUCCGGAUCUUUGAGGGGACAAACGACAUUCUUCGGCUCUUUGUGGCUCUGCAGGGCUGUAUGGACAAAGGAAAGGAACUUUCUGGGCUUAGCAGUGCCCUAAAGAAUCCUUUUGGGAAUGCUGGCCUUCUGCUAGGAGAGGCAGGAAAACAGCUGAGACGGCGGGCAGGGCUGGGAAGUGGCCUGAGUCUCAGUGGAGUGGUCCACCCAGAGCUGAGUCGGAGCGGUGAGCUGGCAGUGCAGGCUCUGGAGCAGUUUGCCACUGUGGUGGAAGCCAAGCUAAUAAAGCACAAGAAGGGGAUUGUCAAUGAGCAGUUUGUGCUGCAGCGUCUGGCAGAUGGGGCCAUUGACCUCUAUGCCAUGGUGGUGGUUCUCUCCAGGGCCUCAAGAUCCCUGAGUGAGGGCUACCCUACAGCCCAGCAUGAGAAAAUGCUCUGUGACAGCUGGUGUAUUGAGGCUGCAGCCCGGAUCCAAGAGAACAUGACUGCUCUGCUGUCUGACCCUCGGCAGCAAGAGCUCUUCCGUAACUUCAAAAGCAUCUCCAAGGCCUUGGUGGAGCGGGGUGGUGUAGUCACCAGCAAUCCCCUUGGAUUCUGAAUACUCCCAACCAGGACCUGGCCUGGUUAUGUGCCUUCUCUCAAGCCAAAGAGCAAGCCCCCUUCCUGGGGGCCUUGGUCUGCCAUGAAUAAGACCUUGUUUUUCCAGGACUGUGCCUGAUCUCAAAAGCACUUAACUGCUACAAAUAAUAAAAUUUCUAACAAUUCAG